Molecule: messenger RNA, 2441 nt
Organism: Trematomus bernacchii (emerald rockcod)
Lineage: Eukaryota; Metazoa; Chordata; Actinopteri; Perciformes; Nototheniidae
Gene: fam20b
Product: FAM20B glycosaminoglycan xylosylkinase
Exons: 9
Coding region: 365-1594 (409 amino acids)
Biological process (GO): protein phosphorylation
Cellular component (GO): Golgi apparatus
Molecular function (GO): phosphotransferase activity, alcohol group as acceptor
Source: RefSeq, a predicted model, not a curated record
GUUUCGGAAGUGGACAUGCAGGCCGGAGAAGGAAUCGAAGGAAAAGGGCGGAGGAGAGGCAGCUACCGGGGCAUUGAGUAAAUGAUAAACCACCGUGACUUUUAGCGGAAGCACCAUUUAGACAAAAAUAAAGUCAGUAUUGCAGGCUUGACAGGCCAUUUGAAUCUCUCCGGUGAACGUCAUAUGACCAUAAGGUGCCUUUUUACUCAGAUUCUACAAGAGAACAGCAGCUCCUGUCCUUCAGAAGAGUCCGUCUGACGUCACAGGCUUGGCGGCGAAUUGGAGUUACAGGGGACAUGCAUCAGGGGUGAGGGGGCUUCGCUGCGGGACACACACACAGCGUCGGGUGAGGAGGGGUGAGGAGAUGAAGCUCAAACAGCGCGUGGUGGUGCUGUGUGCCGUGCUCCUCCUGCUGGGCUUGGCCAAGAUCUUCCUGCUGGAUGGAGGCGAGGGAUCUGUGGCCAGCCGACGAGACCUGAGAGCGUUUCGCAAGAUGGAAGCUGGCCUCACGCUGUCUCGGGCGGCCCGCCUCACCCACACUCUCCAGUCUCCGUGGGAGAUAGCGAGCCAGUGGGUGGGCCCCAGAGAGGUUUACCCCGAGGAGACCCCGGAGCUGGCUGCUGUGCUCAUGGCCCUCAGCAGUGCCAGGGUAGAGCGAGCAGACGUGGGCUAUAAGGGCACGCAGCUCAAAGCCCUGCUGGUGCUGGACGGGGGGCAGAAAGUGGUCUUCAAGCCCAAGAGAUAUACCAGAGACUACGUGGUGGAAGGCGAGCCAUACGCAGGGUAUGACCGACACAACGCAGAGGUGGCUGCUUUUCACUUGGACAGGAUCCUGGGCUUCAGGAGAGCUCCUCUAGUGGUUGGGAGAUACGUCAACUUGCGAACAGAGAUUAAGCCGGUUGCCACGGACCAGCUGCUGAGCACCUUCCUCAUGCAGGGUAACAACACAUGUUUCUAUGGAAAGUGUUACUACUGUCGGGAGAGCGAGCCAGCGUGUGCAGAGGGGGAGAUCAUGGAGGGGUCUUUAACCCUUUGGCUGCCGGACGUCUGGCCGCUGCAGAAACACAGACACCCCUGGGGACGCACGUACCGAGAGGGGAAACUGGCCAGGUGGGAGUACGAUGAGAGUUACUGCGAGGCGGUGAAGAAGAUGCCUCCGUACGAUGCGGGGCCCAGGCUGCUGGACGUCAUCGACACGGCCAUCUUUGAUUACCUGAUCGGGAACGCUGACCGGCAUCACUACGAGAGUUUCCAGGACGACGGCGGCGGCAGCAUGCUCAUCCUGCUCGACAACGCAAAGAGCUUUGGGAACCCAGCUUUGGAUGAGCGAAGCAUCCUUGCUCCGCUCUAUCAGUGCUGCAUGGUCCGUGUUUCGACGUGGAACCGGCUGAACCUGCUGAGGAGUGGAGCUCUGAGCUCAGCGAUGCGCCAGGCGCUGGCCUUCGACCCCAUCGCGCCCAUCCUGGCUGAGCCCCACCUCGCCGCCCUGGACAGGCGUCUGUCGGGCAUCAUAGCAACGGUCAAGCAGUGUAUGGAGACGCAGGGCCCCGACAACACUCUGAUAGAGGACCAGAUUAUCCUCCCACACCCCUAGACAGAAGGGACAGGAGGACACAGCGGGACAGGAGCAGCCAGGAGCCUCAGAGUGAAGGAGCUGGUGGUUUCAGAGGCAGAGAGUGAAGGAUCCUCAGGGCACAACAGAGCCUCUUCUCCCUGGUCCUUUCCAUGUGUUUCACUUUGAUUCGACUGGAGAGGCUCUCUAAAAGGAAUCACUGGACUCAAAGUGGUGUCACCUUAGCUAUAGAAACUUUUUCUCAGGACUGUUGAACACCAUAGGAGGGUAUCCGCUGUGAGAACGCCUUCCUCUGCUACUCCUGCCUCGUGCCAAAUUCUGCCUCCAAGUCCAGCUUCUUUUGCAGGAGUGAACUAAGGAGGGAGCAUGAAACUCAGAGAGAUGGAGACACUAAAAGGAGCAGGAUGGAAUCUGAAAAUGAGCCACCAAAGUCUUGAUGAAACAAACUGUUCAGCCGUGUUGCAGACUGUUAGAAGUUUACAGUCCAAGAAACUGAAAAUUAACUUCCUGUUGAAUUAACAGGAAAUGUCAGAACUGAAAAUGUUUUUAUUGUUUUUUUUCCUCAAAUUGAAACUUUGAUUGGCAGGAACGGAGGAUUCAACCUUCCCCCAUCAUUGUGUACAUAUUUAACUAAGUAGUGACAUAGAAUUAUGAGACAAAAGACUAUACAUUUGGGAAUUAUAAUAUUAAAUGAACUGAGGGUGGGUGGGGGUGUGUGUGAGUUUGCGAGCGUGUAUGUGUGUAUGGAAGAGCGCCAUAUUGUGCCGUAAAUUUAAAAAAAGCUACUGAUAUGACAGACUUGAAGAGAGGGGACAUGGAGGGCUGGGUGUGGGUUCAUCUUCAACAUUAAACUAUGAUCUAUUUAUUA